Molecule: messenger RNA, 6040 nt
Organism: Acanthoscelides obtectus
Lineage: Eukaryota; Metazoa; Arthropoda; Insecta; Coleoptera; Chrysomelidae
Source: the annotation of a GenBank genome assembly
CACGAUGCCGCUAAACUUCGGCGCCGCGCCGCUUCCAGUCCGAUCUGUCCCACGGCCGAGCCAAAUCUUCGCCUCUCGCCAUCUCGGGAGUUUUCUUGGGCACAUCACCAACCGCACCAACAUUCUUCGAGCGAUGCGCUGAGCGCACUCCCGCACUGCUGGCCAUGCAGUGGCCCGGUUUCGUGCUGAAGACAACCGUAGUGAUUUGGCUAGCGGUAUUGGGCCAAAAUGGGGCUAAAGCAGAAGCCAAUGUUGGUUGCCUUUACAGCGAGAGAAUGUGCUUGGAAAAUGAAUGGUGCUAUGAUGAUCUAGCGUUUGGCAGAUGCUUGAGGCCAAUGGGCGAUGUGGAUGAGGAGGAUCUUGUUAGGUAUGAAUUAGAACGAGAAGGGUUGCAUGAAUUGCAUGGAGAGCUUCAGCGACUGUUUGCUUUGGGAUACAGGUGGAACCAUGCCUACACACAAUGCCGGCUGCAAGAGAUGUUGUUUGCUUUCAAAAAUGAUUUGACCUUCGACCCCAACACAUGUGCUCACCUGACAGACAACGACCUUGAGGGGGCGCUGCGUGCUCUGGAAGGUCAGGUGUCCAUUAAUCCUCAGGAGAUCGCCGUAAUCAAGUAUACGCCCAGCGAAGCGGACCCCCACGGACCGUUUGCAGAUGAAGUGUUUUAUCCUCCAGCGGGAGCUUUGGAGGAGAGGGAGAGGAUGGAGAACAGGAGGAAAAUCUUGUCACCGAAUGCCAUUGAAUUGGACCUUCCAGACCCAUACGCGGACUAUGCGGUAGCAAAGAGGAACUGGAUCCCUCAAAUGCGUCGCAGAACGCCCCCUAGGUACCCUGUCACCAACGAUCCAGUCGAUUCUCUGGAGUUUUUAGAAGCGCUCGACAAUGAUACUCCCUUGACGAACUAUGAACUAAAGGACAAUAAGCUUACCUUGGCAGAGACGACUGAAAUGUAUCCGGUGAUAAAAUUUCUCAACGACCUGCAUCUAACACCCCGAGAAAUCCAACAAUUCAUCAGCCCCGAAAACUACGAGAACCUGGCCGAAUUAUUGAGUCGAUUUGACAGAAUGUACGGCCAACAGUACGACAUUCAGGAGCUGGUCAGAAAGCAGCUGGAAGCUGAUGAGGAAGCUGAAAAUGCAGCUGCGGAGGAGAGAUUCACGGCCAAUUACAAUACUCCGGCAAAUUUUAGGGCGGGGUUUGAAUCCAAGGAUAGUAAUAUGAAUGAGGGUAAUGAGUUACCAGAAUCCAGGAUAUAUUUUGAUGAAGAGGAGGCUGGUGACGAUGGUGGGGAGUAUGGAAGUGGCCACUCAGCAGGGAUAUUUAGAGAAAGGCGGUUAGAACAUGAUCUUCCAAAGAACGGAGAAAUAUUCAGAGAACUGACAAAUAAACAACACGAUGAUGCGCCACCAAAAAUAUACACGGAAGGAGGAGUUGUGUGGAGUGAUCCUGUGGAAGAUAUACCUGAGGAGAAUAAUGACAAAUUGUAUAGAAGGUUAAGAAAUAUGGGUUUCAAAAGACCAGAAAGGUUAGACGUCAAAAAACCUGGACCUCGGUUUGACACAGACAUACCAGGAUCUGCUCAAAAAGGAGACAAACCAGAGCACAAUUCUGAAACUUUAACUGCACCUGUCAUGAUGAAGAAACAACCUAGUGAAAUAGAUAAUAAUGAUGACAAUGAUUUCGUGCACAUCGAAUUGAAGAACGGAUUGAAAUCUUGGACUCAAGGUGUGGACAUUUUGAAAACAAUCCAACGGCUCUUAAACGUACAAACGGGAAUUUUUUCGCACAGCAUGUACAAGCCAUAUUCGAUUACAUUCAAGGUGGAGCCGAAUAAUACAGGAUACAAUUCCUACCAAGUCGCUAAGAAAAUACGUGAUAUAAUUAGUCAAUUACAGGAUCUAGAAGGAAUUGAAAUUGUGUCUGUUGGAUACGGCGAUAUGCAAGAUGUAAGGGAAACAGUUGCACUAGAUGGUUCUGAUCACGAUGAGAAAACUGGAAAAAUCAGGCCCACCAAAAUAAAGAAAGAACCAAGAGGAAUGUAUAGGUACCUGUCGGAUCACGGUCAACUGAAAAACGGUGAUAUGGAAUACGUUUACGUUGAAUUUGUGAAUGGUUUGAAAAGUUGGAGUCAGGGUAGCACCAUAAUCAGGAACAUUUCCAACAUGUUGCAUUUGGAGCCUACAGCAUUCACUGAUGGAAAGAUUGAUCCAAAUUCGGUCAUAUUCAAAGUGAAGCAGAACAGCAAAGGAUUAAAUGCCAGUGAGGUUGCUAGAAGAAUUCUGCAAGAAAGAGAUAAAGUCAAGGAAGUUACUGGAAUAGACAUUAUCUCCGUUGGAGUUGGUGACAAGGAAGAAAGACAAUCAGUGAUGUCCAUACCAUUAUCAGCUGACCAUCAAUUCUAUGUGAUCACAUUUUUGGUAUGCGGAAUUUUGGCGGCAACAAUUGUUGCUGUCAUUGUAUUGAUCUUCAUACGCAGACACAUCAAAUCUAAAGAAAAAUCACAUGGAUUAGCGAGAGGAGAUGCCGAAUCAAGCACAAACAGUCAUGGCACACCUAAAAAGAAUCCACCAUCCGGCAAAGAUGUUCAUGGAGGGCGAGUUACAUCUCUAUCAAGGGAAUCUGAACAAAGCCCAUCCAGUAGAAGUAGUACCUCAUCAUGGAGUGAGGAGCCAGCUCUACACAAUAUGGACAUCUCUACAGGUCACAUGGUGCUCAGCUACAUGGAGGACCACCUGAAGAACAAAGACCGCCUGGAGCAGGAAUGGGUGGCCUUAUGCGCCUACGUAGCCGAACCUUGUGAAACCGCAGUGGCUAACAAACCUGAAAACAAGGAUAAGAACCGGUACCCCGAUGUAGUGCCCUACGAUCACGCUCGUGUCGUUCUGAAUGAGCUAUCAAACUCAUCCGGUUCUGAUUAUAUCAACGCAUCUUCUAUCACGGAUCAUGACCCAAGGAACCCAGCUUACAUCGCUACGCAAGGCCCAUUGCCCCACACCGCACCAGAUUUUUGGCAGCUUAUCUGGGAACAAGGCGCGGUUGUUAUUGUUAUGUUAACUAGGCUCACUGAAGGAGGAACAGCAAUGUGUCACCGAUACUGGCCGGAAGAGGGUUCCGAGCUCUACCACAUCUACGAGGUACAUUUGGUCAGCGAGCACAUCUGGUGCGACGACUACCUAGUCAGAUCUUUCUAUCUUAAGAACGUAAGGACUGGAGAAACCAGGACGGUUACUCAGUUCCAUUUCUUAUCUUGGCCAGAAUCUGGAGUCCCAUCUUCUACGAAGGCACUGCUCGAAUUCAGACGGAAAGUGAACAAGUCGUACCGCGGCCGUUCCUGUCCGAUAGUGGUGCACUGCAGUGACGGUGCGGGUCGUACCGGUACGUACUGUCUGAUCGACAUGGUGUUGGGCCGCAUGGCAAAGGGUGCCAAGGAAAUUGAUAUCGCAGCCACCUUGGAACAUCUGAGAGACCAACGAGUCAAAAUGGUUGCCACCAAACAGCAGUUUGAGUUUGUACUUACAGCGGUCGCAGAAGAGGUGCAUGCUAUAUUAAAGGCACUCCCUCCUCAAGCAAAUUCCGCCACGACUCAAGAAAAAGAAAAAUGAACGAUGGACCUCCAGCUCCAAACAGACAAAAGUUAACUUCCAAUCUGGGAAAUAGAUUUUCUUUCGUUACUCUUUGGCUUUGUAGGUAAAGCCAUAAGAGUUAUUUGUGUCACCUGAAACCUUUUAGUUCCAGAAACAAGUCUAGUCAAUAUAAAAUAAGGAUAACCCUAAGAACAAUACAUUGAGCAAAAGUACAAAUUAGCAAAUUUUCACAAAUCUUUUGUCUGUCUGGAUUUUUCAACAAGCAUUCGAAGGUUAGACCUAAUGCCGUCCAGCCCUAUUAGGUCUAAUUUUCCCGGUUUUAAAAACAGUGUGUAUUUUAUGUACCUUCAGUAUGUUAUCUUUCCGACAUAUCCGUUGAUCAAGGUUUCCUGGAUCGAAGUACUUAAAUAUCUAUAAAGCAAGCUAAACUUGCUCGGUUUUGCUUUACAACCAUGCAUACAGGGUGUUCCAAAUUUAUGUGUUAAAUGAGUGAUGCUGAACUUGCAAGAACAAAAAUAUAAAAAGCCAUACAACAAAUGUAUUGUAUCUAUUGUUUUCAAAGGAUAUGAAUAUUGGAACCUUCAUAUCAAGGCUUAUUGUCUGUGCAUUUUAUGGAAAGUAUAGUUGUUUCUAAAUUGUCUCUUCUCAGUGUAAGAUACCAUCCUAAAUAGCUUGAAGUUUCCUCAGUAGAGAUCUCUAUGAAGUGUGAGCAGGAAAAUAAACUUUUGCACUGAUGUAUCCCGGAUCUUUGAAAACUCCAUCCAGUACAUUCAUUUUAACAUCUCUGGUUGUGAAUAAAAAACAUAGUAGUGGGCUCUAUAUCUAAACCUUUGUAUGUAUACGGUGCUUUUCAAAAAGGUUCCUACCCCCUUACUUCUUCUUUGAUCGCGACUACUUUCAAAGCUAGAAUGCGGAGAAAUGGAUGUAUUUUUUUUAUAUACUCCAACUACCACGAAGGCCUAAGGCCUAAACACCCAUUGGGUACCGUGGGGCUAUAGGGGGAUACAGGGGAAAGGGGGAACGCCACACGGACUCUGGCGAGGGAACACGUGUGCAUGCAACAUGCACACAUUCUGGCUCCGCCUACGAGAUCCGCCGGGUGGUACCUCCAGGUUCGACAGUCAGAGACCGUCUACCACCUACGGACAAUGACAACAUCCAUAGCCAAGAGAAAAAUUUAUCCUGGGACGGGACUCGAACCCGCACAGCGCACGGCGACUGAUCAGGAGACCGAAGAGUCUACUACUGCGGCCACCGCUGCUGCCUGUAUAAGUGAUACAUGAAUACUCUGUUUUGGCAUAACAGUGGCGAAUGGGUACCAUUUUUGAAUAAUUUUGUGAUACCUCAUUUUGAAGCUCCUUAUGAGUACUUUAUAGCCUUAGAAUAUAAAAUGACUAUCUCUCAAAAUAACAGGCUGUCAAAGUCAAGCGUUUUUGACAUGUAGUCACUUAUAACUAAUUAUGGUAUAUUCCACUAAACACAAUUGUCAAAUAUCGGUCUAUUUUUUAACGGCAUGCCAUAUUUCAUUGCAGAUUCGGAUCGACCCUUCCAUAAGGAGUAACCUGAUUAAACACACACUAUAACAUUUUGAUAGAGAGUGAUUCUAUAUUCUAGGGUUAUAAGGUACUCAUAAGGUAUCACACCCUCCAUUUCAUUAAGAAAUAUUACAAGAUGACACCCACGCUUGCAAUUUUCAACUGUUAUUUUUACGUUACAAUAUAGUAUUAAUGCGUUAAUUCAAUCAUCCCGAAUUUCAGCUCCCUAACUUGACCCUUCGAAAAAUAAGUGGCAGGGGGGACCUUUCUUAAACGCACUAUAUAUUAUGAUACUGCUUAUUCAAUAUUAUUGGGGACUUUAGGACCUUUCUCAGAUCCAGAUCUCAGACCUGCUCGGUGUCGAAAAGGAGCUUCUUAGGUGUGAUGAUCAAUUUUGGAACCCUCUGUAUGUGAAAAAUUCAGGUAUGAGUGUACGAUAUACCUCCGUUGAGAUUCUCAAAGAUUAUAUUUGACUGUUGUUUGGUUCGAGAGUAUAUUUCUGUAUUAAGCCUAAGUUGAGAUAUUUAAUGUAUUUUUAUUGUAUUUUUGUAAUAGGCGUUUGGUCAAAAAUUUUGAACUCCAGCCUCUCAAAAAUUUCGAAGUAUAACGCCUUCUUCGUGUUACGCUUAAAGUUAAAUAUAUAUUGUAUUUUCCAGACUGAAGAAAUGCAAACUAUGUAUAAAUUAUAUGAGAAACGGGAAUCGGAUAUCACUUACAGGUGAUUUCCGUUUCUCUAGACCCUCCCUGAUCAAGUAACACUUAUAAGAAGAGGUAUAAUUACAAAUAUUCUAAUCUAUAUAUUUACCAACAACUAUAUUUUGUCAAAUUAUAAAAUGUUAAAAAAAUGUAAGAUAAUCCAUGUACUGAUUCUAUCUGAAUUAGAUUAGUGUAUUAAUGUAUUUCAGUGUAUGCAUACAGCAC